Messenger RNA from Prunus dulcis (almond), 1625 nucleotides. Its product is annotated as NAC domain containing protein 52-like. Gene Ontology annotation, molecular function: DNA binding. The record is from RefSeq and is a predicted model, not a curated record. The transcript has 7 exons. Gene Ontology annotation, biological process: regulation of DNA-templated transcription. NCBI's taxonomy places the organism in Eukaryota, Viridiplantae, Streptophyta, Magnoliopsida, Rosales, Rosaceae. Bases 1 to 1440 code for a protein of 479 amino acids.
AUGGUUGAAAUCCUAUCCGGAACUCUCUACUAUUCUCUGAAUGCAACGAGUCCAGACGAAGUAAAGAUGUCUUUUCUCAGUAGCAGUCUUUUGGAGAUGGUCAGGAAGCUGCAGCUCAUUGUGUUGCUGUUCAAACUAUUCUAUCCCACUGAAGAGGUGCUGGUGGGCUACUACUUGAAGAAGAAGAUAGAGGGCAAGGACUCUAACUUCAGCCACAUCAUCCCUGAAAUCGAUGUCUGCAAGCACGAGCCUUGUGAUGUUCCUGCGUUCUUUGAAGAGCCAGACUUUCCUGAUCAUGAGAUGGAAUGGUUCUUCUUCAGCCAACCUGAUUUUAAAUACACCAAUAGCACUCGCUGUAACAGGGCCACAGAUCAGGGCUUUUAUAAAAUCACAGGCAAGGUUCGUGAGAUCAAGGCACGACGAUCCAAAGCUGUGAUUGGUAAGAAGAGGACCUUGACUUUCUACGAAGGUCGUGUGCCGAAAGCCAAGAAGACCAACUGGAUCAUGCAUGAGUAUUAUCUCACCAACACUGAACUGGCCCAACUUGGUCCUAAUCCCAAUCAGCAGAAGGACUUUGUUCUCUGCCGCCUGAAGAAUAAGUCAGCUAAUUAUAAAAAGGUGAAGGCUGAUUCUGGUGGCUGCAUUGCCUCUAAUUCUGAAGAUAAUCAAGCUGCCGCAACCGAUAUGAUAUCAGAGCCAUUAGAACAUCUGGCAUCCCAAGAGGUAGGGGAUGUUCUGAAUGGUAAUGGUGAUCAUGAUGAAUGCACCGAGUCUCCAAAUGGUACUGGUCUGAUAGACAACAAUGAUAUUUCAAGCUGUGAUGAUGAUGAAAUUGAUACCUGGAUUUUCUAUGAUUUUGAUAAUCAAGCUGCAUGUGAUCUGUUUCAAGAGCAGUAUUGUGCUGAGCCAGGAGAAAAUCUGGAUUCACUCCUUCCUCCACCACAGCCACCACAGCCACCUCUGCCACCUCUGCCACAGGAUUACUGCUCCUCCACACAGCAGUCACCAUUAUACACAAAUCAGGGAAAUGUUCCCUAUGUCUAUGAUGCUGACUGCAAUAGGCAGCAAUCUCCGAUUGGGGAUAGGAAUUCUUAUCUUGCACAUAAGAAUAAUAUGUCAAUGAAUAAUCAAAUUGAACCAGUGAGCAACAUUACUUAUGGUGUUCAAAAUCGAGCUACAGGUGAAAGUAAUUCAGAGGUUAAUAAUAAUUCAACCAAUGAUUUCAAGGAACCAGUUAGCAACAUCACUUGUAACUUUAAUAAUGGUGCUCCAAAUGAAAGGAUUUCAAAGGCUUGUUCUCAGCCAAAAGAAAAUCUGGGAUCAUGUUUUGAUCCAUUUCAGCUACAGGAUUUCAUGCUGCUAUCACCAAUGAACUUGGAACUGGGAGAUUUUGAGCAUGACAAUAAACUUUAUUGGCAUGCAAUGAGUUGUAAUCUCUGAUCUGGAGGUUAUGACUCUUUUCCCUCAAAGUUCUUAUAUACAAUUAUUGUUGAUCAGGAAUAUUAUCCUGUGAAGAUACACUAAACACUAUUUUCAGUGACCCUAAUCUACCGGAGUCGUGGGGAAGAUUCUAUGAUAGCACUAGUGAAGUAAGAAGAAGUGAGGGAAAAAAAAAAAACACCGAG